This is a messenger RNA of Adineta ricciae, 1989 nucleotides long. NCBI's taxonomy places the organism in Eukaryota, Metazoa, Rotifera, Eurotatoria, Adinetida, Adinetidae. The record is from the annotation of a GenBank genome assembly.
AUGGGUAUUCGAGGUUUUCAAACGUUUAUUGAGAAAAAAUUCAAGGAAUUUCAUACAAUCGAACUUCAUGAUUGUAAUAUAAUACUUGAUGGUGAUUCAAUUUAUCAUCAGAUGUACGCAGAAUGUGAGUUCACAUAUGUAUUUGGUGGAGAAUAUGAUGAAUAUUAUCAAUCUUGUGUACAAUUAUUUAAAUCAUUUAAAAAAUGUCAAAUCAAUGCAUUUGUUGUUUUCGAUGGUGCACAACUUGAUAAUCGAAAAAACGAAACGUUGAUAAAGAGAGCUAAAGACAGUGUUAGAAAAUCAACGAUCAGUGACUCACGCGUUUUCAUCAAUCCCGUAUUGCUUCGUCAAACAUUUAUCAGUGUACUCGAUGCAAUGAAAAUUCCAUAUAUUUCAGCACUUGGCGAAGCUGAUGAUGAAUGUGUUUCAUUGGCAAAUCAUUUUGAUUGUUACUUAAUAUCUACCGAUAGUGAUUAUUUUUGUUAUAAUCUUCAGCGUGGUUAUAUUCCAUUUGAAUCUUUGGAUAUCGAACCGAAAACAGAACAUGGAUAUGUCUAUCUAACAGCACAAGUAUAUCAUAUUAACGCAUUACUUGAAAAAUUCGAUGGUUUACAAUCGAAAACUUUAGCUUUGGCUUGUUGUCUUUGUGGGAACGAUUACAUUAAUAGAGAUUCAACCGAACAAAUUAUUAGAUAUAUGAACGAUAAUGUAGAAAUAUCGAAAAGGUGCAAUAGAAAUGAAAAAAGACAAACGCAAAAUCUUUGGAAUGCUAUGGAAUGGAUGCGACAUAUGACUGAUGUCGAUGAAGCAAUUGAUAACUUAUUGAAGGGAGUCAGUCUCGACUCAAUUGAUGAAUUGAAGAUAAAAAUUGAAGAAGCAGUAUUAAGUUAUCUGGAACCAUCCGACACUCUGAUCUAUCGAUUUCAUCCGUCCAACAAAGCUAAUCCAAAUCUUCACACAAAUCCAAUAUUUGUUCAACUUGCUCAAUCCUAUCUCGAGACAUGUGAUAUGAAUGAUAAACAAAUAAAAGCUUUCAUUGACGAAACCUCGCAAAAUAUCGAAAGUGAAUUUAAUCAUUCGUCGUUACCUCUAUUUAUUGCCGAUGCUGUAAGUGAUUGUCGUCUAACAUCAGCAUUUGUCGAAAUAUUUAUCCGUCGAGAACUAAUCUGUAAAGCAUCUGUCGAAGUCAAAGAAAAACCAUCAAUCUUUACUUACGCUAUUCCCAUUGUUUUGCCAUGUUUUUCUAUUUUACUCCAAAGUGAUCAACAACAAAAUGAUCUGUCGAUCGUUUUUCAUCAUCGUCAACAAGAUCAAUUAGGAAGAGAUGAACGUUUGAUAAAUACUCACGCUGCUAAUAUUCCUGAUCUCGAAUAUAUUUGGUCACAAAUGCCAAUUAUUGAACGUCAGGACUUUGUAAGAAAAUAUUUGAAGAUACCAGAUCAAUUCUUCAAACGGUUAGAACCUUUGCCUUUGAAUUUUCAUUUGUGGUUAAUGAUAAUUUAUCACUGGUAUACUGAAUGCAAAAUUACAUCGGUAUGCCUGUAUGCCAUAUUUGUUUGUUUUAUUAAAUGCAUUUCUCAACAAAAUGAUCGCAAUUUAGAGCAAUUCGAUGAUUUAUUAACUGCUUUCAAAAUUGACAAUUCUCGACAAGCAAUCAAUUUAGCAGAGGAUGAAAAUAUAUUUGAAAAAUUCAAAAGUUUAGCUAAGAAAGAUUCAACAAAAGCAAAUUUUAAUCGACGAACGACUUAUGAAUUGAACUGUCUUCAAGCGAUUUAUAGAUAUUCUCUACGAUUGAAUGAUUUUUUCCGCAGACCAUUUCAUUGUUCAAUUUAUCCUCAAGAUUUCAUUUCUGGAUCGUUAUUCUAUGGUUUUGUAAAACAUUGCCAAGAGAAGAAAUACGUUGGUGAUAUGAACAAAUCUAUCGAUAGUCUUUUCAAAACCAGAAUACUUGUCAAUCUUCUACACAAUCUAUUCAAUAUUAUCUAUUAG